AUGCCAUGGUAUCUUGCCAUCAAUUCGACAUGUUCUGGUUUCACCAUCAUUGACGAAGAAACGGGUGCAGAAACAUUUCACUAUGACAUUAUCAAACCACUUCCAUCAAUUUCCUCAACACGUUCCCUCCAACAUGAAGUUGAUUACAUUUCCACCUAUUAUGGUGAUCAAUAUUGUUGUCAAUACUUGGCCAAACAAAAUCAAUCUCUCCAAUAUAAUUCACCAUCAUCUUCUUCAUCAUCCAAUCAUACGAGUUAUGAUUCAAUGUCCUCUCCCACGACACCAAUUUCACUCACUUCAUUCUUUCCAACUUUUGGCUCAAAUUCGGAGACUUCACAACAACAAGCUCUUGGAGGAGGUGCUGGUGGUGGUGCUGGUGGAUUUGAUUCUCCAAAUUAUGGAACAAAUUCUUCACCUCUAUCAUCAUUUGGUGGAAAUAGUUCAAAUUCUUCAUCAUUUCUUCUAAAUAGUGUUGGUGGAAAGAGAGCAAUUGUUGAAUCGAGUGCAGUUCUGGUGAAGGAUAGAACUUCCAAUGAAUUGUUGGUUAUUAAACCUGUCUAUUUGAAGGAGGAUGAGGGUGAGGAUUUUGAAACUAAAUUUCAACAGAAACUCAAUAAGAAAUUUUCCUUACUUUCAAUUUACAACUUGCUCAUUCAAGUUGCUUCUACUUUGAGUGGAAUGAAAGUGAAACAGAGUUUAUCUGCCCUUUCCAAAUCAGAUUCAACUAUUUCAGAAAGAAUUUCAAUUGCUUCGAGUAGUGAAAUUGAUGAUUAUGUUCAGGAAGUAUUAUCUAGACAUGGACAUUUGACACUUCACAAUAUUCUUGUUGAAUUUGAGCAAACAGGUCAUUACAAGUACUUUUUAACAAAUUUCCCAUGUAUGCAAAAGAAUCUAAUCAAGAAGAAUGUUGUCAUUUCAGAUGACAAUAAGGAAAAUGAGAAGCUAUUGCAACAUUCUCAUUUCGAUUACAUUUUAACACCUGUCCCACCAGAAAAUAUCAAUUAUCCUGAAGAGUUUUAUGGAACAACAGAGUUUGAUGAUCGAUGGGGUCUGGGUAUUUUACUCUAUCAAUUAUUGACAUGCAAACCUGUUUGUUUUGAAGAGGAUGAUCAGAAGGAAAUGAUGAAACUCAAGGAACGUCGUUCAUUGGAUUUGCAUGUUGUGAAACAACAGUUGGAAACUUACCUCUCUCAGGGCGAUUUUGCAGUUGAACACGAGCCAAGCAAUUUAGGUGUUUCCCAAGUGACAAAAAAGAGAAAGAAGCAAUUGGAGGAAGAACUCUUACAGGAUGCCAAAGCAUUGGUAGACAUUACAUUAUCUCUAUUGUCAAGUUCUGAUUUUGAUAGACCAAAUCCAUGUGAUAUUUUACAAAAUGAAUCUGUUCUCAAAUAUGCUAAAAUGAUUAACGAAGAUAUUGAAACCAAAGGAAAGGAAUAUACUCAACAAAUUGAAAAUGAUUUAUUAAUUGUCGAUGAACAAAAGCAAAACUCUCAAAAUACUACUCUCUUCCCAGAAAUUACCCAAAAGGAUUACCUUUCUCUUCAGUUCUUCUUGGCCUACCACAAGGAAAAAGGAAUUGAUGAUAGGUGGGAUGCCAACUUUUUCAGACAGGAGAGAAUUGGUCAGGAGAGUAUCCUUCCGAUUACUGAGUUGGCUUGCAGUUCUUCUUUGAAAUCAUUUGUGCUUUCCCUGAUAAGAAGUUUACGAUUGAACAUCUUGUUUGAUUUUAGAAAGGAGGUCAAUCUUCCAACAGAUUACAAAAUGUUGAAAACCACAGUAUUGAACAUUCUUUCAUUCCAAAAUAAGAAGAAAACCAACGUAUCAUUCAAACAUGUGAAAUCAUUCAUGGGUCAAUCACUUCCUCUCGUUCAAGAACUGAUUGUUAUCAUUGUUCUGUUAGAGAGUAUAGAAUUCUUAUUGGAAUCAGAUUUUGAAUACUAUUCAACAUGUCCUUUAGAAUAUUCCAGUAAGGUUCAACUUUUUGGUCAAAUUCAAAAGAUUGAAGGAGAAAUCAAAUCACUCAUUUCCAAAAAUGAAAUUGAAAGCUCUCAAUUCAGAAUUGCAACUCGUCUCACAAAGAAGGAAAAUGAAGUGAGAUACUUUAUCGAUAGAUAUACUGCACCAUUGGCAACUAAGCUCAUUAACGGCCUCACCAAAGCAGAUCCACCAGUGAAAGGAAAUAUUGUCCUCUCACUAGUGAGAUAUAUUGUUAGUAAUUGUUUCCAAAAGGAACAUCGUUGGGUCAUUGUUGGAAAUGAAGGUAAAAUGGAAGGCAAAAUGUUUGGUUUUGAUGAUAUUUACCUGAAUAAGAAGAAGAGAAGUCGUUGUUCAUUGAACUUCUCCUAUCUUCGUGAUUAUAUCAAUGCUGAAGGAAAUCUUCAACUUCAAAUGACAUUUUCAAAGAAUGGUGAUAGGGAAGUUUUGUUUGCUGACAAACUAGAUAAGAUUAAUGAUAAGUGUAAGAUUCAGAGAAGAAUAUUCCUUGUUAGUGAUUUGGCUGUUUACAAUAUUGAUCCUUCCAAUUUUAAGGUGAAGAGACGAGUUGAUAUUUCAGAUAUUGAAAGUAUCUAUGUUAGUACAUACACUGAUGGAUACUUUGUCCUCAAGGUUCCAAACUCGUACGACUUUUUGUACUCUUCUUGGAGAAGAACUGAGAUUGUUGCUGCCAUUCAAAAAGUUAAGAAUAUUCCAAUUCAUGUUUCGAAUAGAUUCCCAUUCAACCCAUCAAAGGGUGAUAACAGACAUGUAGUGUUUGUGGAAGAUAUGAAAGCACAAAAAUCCAAUGUAAAGCUCAGUAAGAAGGAAUACAUUGUGACUGUCAGACCUCCAGAAGCUGAUCCAAUCAAUAUUGAAUCAGUUUGUGCCUUAGUGACCUAUGCCAAAUCAACAGAGCAGAAAGAAAUCCUAUUGGAUCCAUACGAUAUAACAACCAUCAAACUUCCACUUAGUGCAUCCUAUCGUGUGAAAUUUGUCUUUUAUGCCAACACUGGUUUGAACUGUUUCUUGGAUGAAUUUAUCAAGAGUGAUAACGAAACAGUGUUCCAAUUAUUAUUAGGUCAAUUCGAAAAGAAUGAAGAUAAGGUAGUGUUAAUCACUGAUCUGAGAAAUGUUGGUGAUUACUUUGCAUUGAAAGCAAAGAAAACUGUCUGCACCAUGAAAAUUAUGGACACUGAAAAACAAGCAAUUCAUACCCAACAAUUCAUCAUUGAAUAUGAUAUGCAAUAAAGUCUUGGAUGAAUAU
Messenger RNA from Naegleria gruberi, 3241 nucleotides. RefSeq lists its product as uncharacterized. Gene Ontology annotation, molecular function: cytoskeletal motor activity. Gene Ontology annotation, cellular component: myosin complex. The record is from RefSeq and is a predicted model, not a curated record. Bases 1 to 3225 code for a protein of 1074 amino acids. The transcript is spliced from 2 exons. Lineage: Eukaryota; Heterolobosea; Eutetramitea; Acrasida; Naegleriidae.